This is a messenger RNA of Vitis riparia (riverbank grape), 3018 nucleotides long. Its product is annotated as pollen-specific leucine-rich repeat extensin-like protein 1. The transcript has 2 exons. Lineage: Eukaryota; Viridiplantae; Streptophyta; Magnoliopsida; Vitales; Vitaceae. The coding region runs from base 206 to 2572 and encodes 788 amino acids. Gene Ontology annotation, molecular function: protein binding. The record is from RefSeq and is a predicted model, not a curated record.
ACCAUAGAUGCGCGAAAUGUAUUGUGCGUAAGGGACAACACCUUGUAUUCUGGUGCCAGAGAGAUUGUUGCAAAGCCUCUUAAAAGCUACCAAUCCACGUGGGUGAGCCCCAAGUUUUGAACCAGUACCCCACAUUGAUCGUCUCUUUCCUAUAAGCAGCUCUGGGCAUCUCCAAGGUGGCGCCCUAUUGCAGUCCCUCCAAAAAAUGCAGGCCUCAGGCUGCUUCCUGUUGCUCUCUCUUCUCCUCUCGUCUCCCUUGUCAUCAUUCUCCUUGGCUCUAUCUGAUGAGGAAGCCUCUCUUAUUGCUCAUCGCCAACUCUUAGCCAUUCCUAAAGAUGGUGACUUGCCCAAUGACUUUGAAUAUGAGGUAGAUCUUGUAGUAGCCUUUGCCAACGCUAGGCUGCGGCAAGCCUACAUUGCACUCCAAGCUUGGAAACAUGCUAUGUACUCUGACCCAUUUAACACCACCUCCAACUGGGAAGGGGCCAAUGUUUGUGCUUACAAGGGCGUUUUCUGUGCACCAGCACUUGAUAACCCGAAAUUGAGUGUGGUCGCUGGUGUGGAUCUUAACCAUGCUGACAUUGCAGGGUAUCUCCCAGUGGAGUUGGGUUUGAUGACUGAUCUUGCUCUUUUCCACAUUAAUUCCAACCGGUUCUGCGGGAUCAUUCCCAAGAGUUUCUCUAGGCUUACAAUUCUCCACGAGCUUGAUGUUAGUAACAAUCGGUUUGUGGGUCCUUUUCCAACAGUGGUUCUAUCAAUUCCUGCUCUCAGGUACCUUGAUCUCAGGUAUAAUGAAUUUGAAGGGGAAUUGCCUCCUGAACUCUUCGAUGAGGAUCUUGAUGCGUUGUUUGUGAACCAUAACCGGUUCACAUCCAAUAUUCCUGAAACUCUGGGCCACUCUCGGGCCUCCGUUAUUGUGUUUGCCGGCAACAAAUUUACAGGCUGCAUUCCACGCAGCAUUGGGCAGAUGGGGAACACUCUGAAUGAGAUUAUAUUUGCAAGCAAUGAUAUGUCGGGAUGCCUCCCAACUGAGAUUGGAAUGCUGCGAAAUUUAACAGUUUUUGAUGCGGCAUCGAACUCAUUUACGGGCAUAUUGCCGAAAAGCUUUAAUGGGCUUAAACAAAUUGAGCAUUUGAAUGUUGCCCAUAACACGCUGACAGGAUUUGUGUCAGAUAGCAUAUGCAACUUGUCUAGCUUGUCCACUUUCACAUUCUCCUACAACUACUUCAAAGGUGAAGCCAAAGCAUGCGAACCGCCUUCCAGGACAGACAUCACGCUGGAUGAUACAAGCAACUGUUUACCAGACCGCCCAAAACAGAAGUCCGCAGCAACUUGCAAUCCGGUGGUUAGCCGGCCAGUUGAUUGUAGCAAGGCCAAGUGUGGGGGUGGUGCAUCAACACCCUCUCCCUCUCCAUCAAGUCCUCCAGGCGACAAGGCCUCACCCCCACCACACACUACGCCUUCUACCACUCCAAAACCAUCUCCCACGCCAUCUCCAAAGUCAACACCAUCGCCUUCAAAGCCAUCUCCCACACCAUCUCCACCAAAACCCUCACCCUCACCCUCACCUCCAAAGUCAACUCCCGCACCAUUUCCACCCUCACCAUCACCCCCAAAACCAUCUCCAGCGCCAUCUCCAAAAUCAUCACAGACUCCAUCUCCAAAACCCUCGCCUUCGCCACCAAAGCCAUCUCCAGCACCGUCUCCAAAAUCAUCCCCGUCACCGCCAAAGCCCUCACCGUCUCCAAACUCAUCCCCAUCACCCCCAAAACCAUCACCGUCACCACCAAAACCAUCACCGUCACCGCCAAAACCCUCACCGUCUCCAAACUCAUCCCCAUCACCCCCAAAACCAUCACCGGCACCACCAAAACCAUCACCGUCACCGCCAAAACCCUCACCGUCUCCAAACUCAUCCCCAUCACCCCCAAAACCAUCACCGUCACCACCAAAACCAUCACCAUCUCCAAAAUCAUCACCAUCACCUCAAACACCAUCUCCGAAAUCAUCUCCAUCACCCACUCCAAAAGCAUCCCCAUCUCCAUCUCCAAAAUCUUCGCCGUCACCACCAAAACCGCCUUCUCCUGCUGCAAACCCUCCUAAACAACCUUUUGCACCGACUGAAGCACCAGGGCCAUCCCCCGAUCCCAAUGCUCAAUCUCCAGUUCCAAUGAGGCGUCCCCCUCCAAGAUCUUGGCACUCCCCUCCACCUCCACUCCACUCUCCACCCCCACCACCCCUCCACUCCCCUCCACCUCCACUCCACUCUCCACCACCACCACCCCUCCACUCCCCUCCACCUCCACUCCACUCUCCACCACCACCAAAUCUCCAAUCCCCUCCACCGCCACUCCAAUCUCCACCACCACCGCCCUUCCACUCCCCUCCACCUCCACUCCGCUCCCCCCCACCACCAGUUUUCUCACCUCCACCACCCGUCCACUCCCCUCCACCACCACCUCCUCCUGUGUCCUCCCCACUAUCCCCUCCACCGGCUGACGACUUCAUUCUUCCCCCACAUCUUGGCUUCGAGUACUCCUCCCCACCACCACCAAUGUUCCCAGGUUACUAAAUGGUUGGGCGCUCUCCUAUUAGUUAUACAAUCUUACAACCUACACCCACUUUUGUUAGUAGUUUGUAGUUAGUGAUACAAGCAGGGAUACAACAAAACACACUUACCUGCAGAUUGUAAAUCUCAUAUCCACAGCGGAAAGUGUUUGCAAUGUUCAUUUCCCCUGUUAAUAUUCUUGUAAUUUCUCUUUAACGUGUGUUGUGCAUGGACCAAAUCAGCCCUCCACCAUCAGCCCUUUGUCCGCUACGUCCUCAUGCAUGCGCGCGCCAGCUUCCAACUUGAAUUGCUCAGAGGGGACAUCAUCUGUAUAUCAUGUCAUCUUGUAGCAUAUCAAGGAAUUGGUUUUCUUUUUCAGUUUUAAUUUGGUUUACAAUCACAACAAAUUGUAACUAUUGUAGAAAGAGAGUAUGUGUUUGAUGGGAAUCAUGGGAUGGUAUCAAAAUCUU